AUGGCAGAAUGUGAAGAGGACCUAAAGAGCCUCUUGCUCAGUGUAAAAGUGGACUUGAAGCUCAACACCAAAACAACUCAUGGCAACCGGCCCCAUCACUCCUUGCAAAUAGAAGGGGAAGUCGUAGAAGUAGUGACAGAAUUCACGUUCCUGGGAUCUCAGAUCACCGCAGACUGUUACAGCAGCCAUGAAAUUAAAAGACGCCUUCUCCUCGGGAGGAAAACGAUGCCGAACCUAAACAGCAUGAUAAAAAGUAUAGACAUCUCCCUGCCAAUAAAAGUCCGCAUGGUCAAAGCAAUGGUAUUCCCAGUAGUCAGCGACUAUAAAGACGGCCGAGCGCCGAAGAAUAGAAUCAUUUGA
This is a messenger RNA of Cimex lectularius (bed bug), 360 nucleotides long. RefSeq lists its product as uncharacterized. Bases 1 to 360 code for a protein of 119 amino acids. Lineage: Eukaryota; Metazoa; Arthropoda; Insecta; Hemiptera; Cimicidae. The record is from RefSeq and is a predicted model, not a curated record. The transcript has a single exon.